CACCCCCCGGUGGGGAGGUGCCAAGAAACCCCAACUCCCCUUCGCCCCUUCCUCCGAAGCCAGCCUCCCGUCGCCCCUUUUGUUCUUUGCAGGGAACGGAGCCGGCGAAACAAGGGGAAGAAACUCUAUUCCUCACUACGGCGCCGUGGAAGGCGGAUACCGAGGUCGACCGAGGGUUGAUUCGAGUCCUUUCAAGCCAAAGAUUUCUCGUGCUCUUCGAUUGUGAUUAGCUUUCUCCUUCAACAAGAUGACAGGAUGACUCACCAAAGAACAAAAGCUAGGAUCUUUCGAUAAAUGAGAAUCUGGAAUUUGAGUGAUCAUUUAACAUUUUGGGCAGCACCAUGAGUGAAGUUUUCAACAACCAAAUAUUAGUUGAGAAGCUCACCAAGCUCAACAAUUCACAGCAAAGUAUUGAAACACUAUCAAAUUGGUGUAUUUUUCACCGGAAGAAAGCCAAAGAUAUAGUUGAGACAUGGGAUCAAGCAUUCAGUAACUCUCCAAGAGAAAAAAGAGUGCCUUUUCUGUAUCUGGCAAAUGACAUCUUACAGAACAGUAGACGCAAGGGAAGCGAGUUUGUAAAUGAGUUUUGGAAAGUGCUUCCUGGCUGCUUAAAGAAUGUCUAUGAGAAUGGUGAAGAUCACGGAAAGAAAGUGGUUAAUAGACUAGUAGAAAUUUGGGAUGAAAGGAAAGUCUUUGGUUCUCGUGGGCGAGGCCUUAAGGAUGAGAUUCUUGGUAAUGCACCUAUUCUUGUUUCAGAUAAUGGGAAGAGUACAAAUCCCAUAAAAUUUGUACGGAAAGAUGCUAAUUUCGUAAGAAUAAAACUGGCUCUUGGAGAAAUGCCUGAAAAGAUAGUGACUGCAUAUCAGUCCGUGCUUGAUGAUCGUUCCAAUGAAGAUACUGCCUUAAGCAAUUGCAAAAUUUCUGUUCAAGUACUGGAGAAGAUGGAAAAGGACGUUGAUGUUUCCUGUACACAAGGUAACCAACAAGGAUCACCGAUGAUCGAUAACCUUCAGGUGCAGGAAACUAUUCUUAAACAAUGCAUUGAACAACUAGAAAUUGCUUUCGCAGGUAGAGCUACACUGGUUGCUCAGCUAAAGGAGGCUCUCAAUGAGCAGGAAUUGAAGCUGGAGCUCAUCCACAACCACUUACAAAUUGCUCAAUAUCAGACCGAAAAUACUAGCAGCAUGAGGCAACGACUUGGUUUGGCCACCACCACAAAUGAAAUUGUUGCUGGCAUGACACUACCUGUCGGAAACUUUGCAUCAAAAGCGACAUCUGCUACAGAACCCAAAAUUUCUCCAAUAUCCAUCACUCAACUGGCACCGGCCCAACCUGUAACAUCAAUUGCCAGAAGCUUAAGCAGUGUCGAAGAUGAUCACAAGAAGGCAGCAGCUGCCGUUGCAGCAAAGCUUGCUGCAUCAUCAUCCUCAGCACAGGUUCUUACCUCUAUUCUAUCCUCUUUAGCUGCAGAAGAAGCUGCUUCCAUGAGCAAUGGUCUCAGUUCCCGAGUCGUCUCCAAUAGCCCAAAUUUCCCUUUGGAGAAAAGGCCCAGGCUUGAGAACCUAAUGUCCAUGGCUGAUAUGGACAAAACUUCUUACUUCAGUCAGGUGCAGCAGCCACAACAACAACAGCAGACAGUUCCUCUUGUGCUUCCACAAACCUCAGCUGCAAGUAUGCAACAAUUCUCCCAGAGUAAUCUGGCACCACCUAAUAUUACACCACCACCUCCGCCUCUCCCACCACUGCCUCCACCACCGAUGCAGCAGUAUGCGCAUGGAAGUGGAGCAACAAUAAGUGUAACACCUUAUGGGUUCAUUGGUGGUUCACUGGCCCCUCCGCCACCUCUACCUUCCAACCCAUCUCUGGGGUUGACACGACCUGGUAUUCCACCACCACUUCCACCACCACCACCACCACCACAUCAGCAACAGCAGCCAAUCACAGUGGGGUUUUACCAGUCUCCAGGAAUUGGGUUCUAUGGGCAAGCACAGACUGCUCCCACUGUCCAGCGACAGUAAAAAACAUGUUCUGAGGGUUCUACAUGACCCAGAGUUUUUAUGUACAUUAUUAGCAGCUUCAAUUAAUGCAGAUUGAUGGAAUAGGUCAGAGUGAUCUAGGAAAAGCUAGAUUUGGAGCACUGAUCUUGGAAGAUUCAAUGAACAAAGUCAUCGGUGAUGGACACAUCAAAGUCCGGUUAGUGAAAAUGUUUGAAUCUGUUGUAAUCCCCUACAAGAAUUUUUUGUUUCCUUUUCCAAUGGAUGAUGAACCCACCUCUGUGGGUCCUGUUAACCUUUUAUUUCUCUUUUUUUUUCCCCUUACAUUUUCUUCCUUGUUAGUUUUCUUCACUGUUAUCUUCAUGAUCGGAAAAGCUGCCAGUCUACAAGUGCAAAGGUCCAGCAUCCUUGAACAAGGACCAGUAGAAUAAAGUAAUUUCUGUAUCUAUAGGAUACAUAGGAACCGAAGCUGCUGUGCUGACAUUACUGUGUUUAUGCAUAUUGGUGCCAUGUUGGUGAUUGUUUUA
Messenger RNA from Musa acuminata AAA Group (dessert banana), 2521 nucleotides. RefSeq lists its product as uncharacterized. Gene Ontology annotation, molecular function: RNA polymerase II complex binding. The transcript is spliced from 9 exons. Gene Ontology annotation, biological process: mRNA 3'-end processing. The record is from RefSeq and is a predicted model, not a curated record. NCBI's taxonomy places the organism in Eukaryota, Viridiplantae, Streptophyta, Magnoliopsida, Zingiberales, Musaceae. The coding region runs from base 342 to 2018 and encodes 558 amino acids.